Molecule: messenger RNA, 3560 nt
Organism: Scleropages formosus (Asian bonytongue)
Lineage: Eukaryota; Metazoa; Chordata; Actinopteri; Osteoglossiformes; Osteoglossidae
Product: frizzled-3-like
Exons: 7
Coding region: 700-2784 (694 amino acids)
Biological process (GO): canonical Wnt signaling pathway; non-canonical Wnt signaling pathway
Cellular component (GO): plasma membrane
Molecular function (GO): Wnt-protein binding; Wnt receptor activity
Source: RefSeq, a predicted model, not a curated record
UACCGUAAAGUUUACGUGUAAAUUAAUUAAACUUUAUUAAGCGCAGAGGGGAAACUCCACACGGGAAGGAAAUUCGGCUGUUUUCAUUACCAUCCUCAGCCGCUGCUGUGCGCGCGCGGACUGCGUGUGUGUGUGUGCGCGUGCGCGCGCUGAGGAGGGGGGUGGCGUGAACCAGCUCGUCGCGGACGGUCUCGCAGCUGAACUACGCUCCUACACACUCCGUACACACCGACAUGUGCGUCACACGUCGUGCCCUGAUGUCCGGGAGCGGCGGACACAUUUGCAGCGCGCGCUGAAAAAUGUCCCUCCGCCUCGUUGUUCGCGGCGCGCGCGAACCUGUCGAAGGCGCCGAGGACGAGUAGGAUCGCCGGGGUGUAACCGCAGAAUUAUAACUCGGCGACGAGUGGGGCGCGUUCACCAACAUCCCGGAGAAAGGAGGACGUCCCCGAAGGAGGCGCUGUUCCCUCCGCUGAGGGAGUGGCCGACACGAGCGGACGUCCGGGGUGUUUGGCCCGAGGGUGAUCGAAUGCCCAUGGAGGAAGGGGGGCGUGACCGUUGCGUGAGGAACGUCGUCCGAAGGACCCCAAUGGAGCCGUGAACUCCGCAGAUGAAGUGGGUGCGGUGGCGCCGUGUGCCGAGGGCAGUCCCCUCUUUCUCGCCUGCUGAGCCAUUCCUCGCCUUCGCGCUGCACUCCCCAACAUGGUACUGAGGCCUGCGAGGUCCAAGCCGGGCUGCUCGGCCCCGGCACCACUUCCACAGUGCUCCGCCGGGAUGGCGGCCCUUCUUUGGAUGGUCCUCUCGGUGUUGCCGGUUGGUGGGACCAUCCACGUGGACUCGGCGGAGAGCCACAGCGCCUUUGCCUGCGAGCCCAUCGCGCUGCGCAUGUGCCAGGACCUGCCCUACAACACGACCUUCAUGCCCAACCUGCUGAACCACUACGACCAGCAGACGGCCGCCCUGGCCAUGGAGCCCUUCCACCCCAUGGUGAACCUGCAGUGCUCCCCGGACCUACGGCCCUUCCUGUGUGCACUCCACGCUCCUGUCUGCACCGAGUAUGGCCGUGUGUCCCUGCCGUGCCGCAGUCUGUGCCUUCAGGCCCAGCACGACUGCCAGAAGCUCAUGGACAUGUUCGGCGUGGCCUGGCCAGAGGAGAUGGACUGCAACAGGUUCCCAGACUGUCAUGAGUCUUACCCGCGUGCAGUAGACCUGAUUGCCAGCACAGAGCCCACAGACCAGUCAUCCUUGACGGUGCAGCGCGACUAUGGCUUCUGGUGCCCUCGGGAGCUUAAGAUGGAGCCUGAGCUGAGCUACUCCUUUUUGGGGGUGCGGGACUGCUCCCCGCCCUGCCCCAACAUGUAUUUUCGUCACGAUGAGCUCAACUUCGCCCGCUACUUCAUUGGUGUCGUGUCCAUCGUCUGUCUGUCUGCCACGCUCUUCACCUUCCUCACGUUCCUCAUCGAUGUGACCCGCUUCCGCUACCCCGAGCGGCCCAUCAUCUUCUACGCCGUGUGCUACAUGAUGGUGUCCCUGGUGUUCUUCUUGGGCUUCCUGCUGGGCGACCGCGUUGCCUGCAAUGCUGCCAGUCCCGGGCAGUAUCGUGCCUCCACAGUCACCCAGGGCUCCCACAACAAGGCCUGCACACUGCUCUUCAUGGGACUCUACUUCUUCACCAUGGCAGGCAGCGUCUGGUGGGUCAUUCUCACCAUCACUUGGUUCCUGGCAGCUGUGCCCAAGUGGGGCAGCGAGGCCAUCGAGAAGAAGGCUCUGCUCUUCCACGCUAGCGCAUGGGGCGUUCCCGGCGCUCUCACGGUGACGCUGCUGGCCAUGAAUAAGAUUGAGGGUGACAACGUGAGCGGCGUCUGCUUUGUGGGACUGUACGACGUGGCGGCGCUGCGUUGGUUCCUGCUGGCCCCGCUCUGUCUGGACGUGCUGGUGGGCGUGGUGCUGCUGCUGGCGGGCAUCGUGGCCCUGAACCGCGUGCGCAUGGAAAUCCCGCUGGAGAAGGAGAAUCAGGACAAGCUGGUGAAGUUCAUGAUCCGCAUUGGCGUCUUCUCCGUUCUCUACCUGGUCCCCCUGCUGGUGGUCAUUGGCUGCUACUUCUACGAGCAGAGCUACCGCUCUGUGUGGGAGACCACGUGGGUGCAGGAACGAUGCCGCGAGUACCACAUCCCCUGUCCCUACCAGGUGGAGCAGACCAGCCGGCCAGAUCUGGUCCUUUUUCUCAUGAAGUACCUGAUGGUGCUGGUGGUGGGCAUCCCCUCUGUCUUCUGGGUGGGCAGCAAGAAGACAUGCUUCGAGUGGGCCAGCUUCCUCCACGGCCGCCGGCGGAAAGAUAGCGGCGUCAACGAGAGUCGCCAAGUGCUGCAGGAGCCCGACUUCGCACAGUCGCUCCUGCGGGAUCCCAACGCGCCCAUCAUCCGCAAGUCCCGCGGUACCUCGACUCAGGGCACUUCCACCCACGCCUCCUCCACCCACCUGGCAAUGAUGGAUGAGCAGCGCAGCAAGGCAGGCAGUGUGCACAGCAAGAUGAGCAGCUACCACGGCAGCCUGCACCGCUCGCGAGACGGCGGGUACACUCCCUGCAGCUACCGUGGUACAGAGGAGCGCCCCACCCACGGGAGCCUCCCCCGCCUCAAUGAGCAGUCCCAGCACAGCAGCAUGCAGCGUCUCGAUAGCCAAUCGCGGCACAGUAGCGUGCGGGACCUGAGCAAUGUCUCGCCUGCUCUCAUCACCCAUGGCACCAGUAUGAACCGUGUCAUCGAAGAGGAUGGGGCCAGUGCUUGAUGUUCUCAGGAAUCUACUGUGGAGAAGACAGCCAUUAUAUGUAGGGAUUGUGGCCCUUACCUUCAUUGACUGCCAGGGGCCAGUUUUAAAAUUCAGUCAAGGACAAAAAUUGUUGGGCCUUGAAGAUUCUUAAAAUGUGGUUAAAAUGAACAGUGGGGAUAGAUGUCAUGGAAGAGAUUGUACCCCUGACCUAUAGCAUCAUGUGAUGUACAGAUUUCUUGCUGGAAUGUUGGAAAAGCUGCCUAGAUUGAGGGGCUUAGCAUAUGUUCUCAUGGUGCAGAAACUAAAACCACCUUUGCUUUUUCCAUGAUUGUUUUUCCUUCACAUCACCUGUAAUGUACAAAGGCACUUAAGCCAAACACUGAGGAGAUUUGGAGAUUUACUUUGGAUGCAACGGACUUUCAGCUCUGGGAAAGAAUUGCCCUGACUGUACAUCCUGAACAAUAAGGAUGUGUUGUAUAAUUAAACAUGUCGCAGUGGUGGGGAUAAGGAGCUGCACUGAGUGCGAGAACUUGGACACCAUUCCUACUUUAUCCUCAGAUAUGUCAAAGAAACCUCGGUGUGGGUUCUGGCCCAAAAUAUUGAAGCCCUCUAUCAACUAACAGCUGGGGAAAAUACAUGAUGUAUAAGCAUUGCAUUUGUCCUUGUACACACUUAUUCUGCUGUACAACAUACAUUGGUUUGCUGGCAGUAUUGUAUAAUGCUUUGUCAAAUGAGGAGUAUUGUGGAAAUAAAAUAUGCAGUUAAUGUUUGCUUUAGAAGUUUACUCACUAACA